Messenger RNA from Oryzias latipes (Japanese medaka), 4458 nucleotides. RefSeq names its product zinc finger and BTB domain containing 2b (gene zbtb2b). Lineage: Eukaryota; Metazoa; Chordata; Actinopteri; Beloniformes; Adrianichthyidae. The record is from RefSeq and is a predicted model, not a curated record. Gene Ontology annotation, molecular function: protein binding; DNA-binding transcription factor activity, RNA polymerase II-specific. Gene Ontology annotation, biological process: regulation of transcription by RNA polymerase II. Gene Ontology annotation, cellular component: nucleus.
AUAAUGUAAUGGAAAACGUUCUUGAUAAAAAAAAAUCAAAUAAGUAUUUUUCCUUAAAUUACUCAAAAUUCAAAUAUAAGAGGAGCUAAUAUUACGUAUGUUAAUGUUAGUAUAAAACUAAUAAUGUGUUUGUUUACAUGUAGAAAUACAAGAAGAAAUUGUUGAACCAAAAUAUAAACAAUUGAAUGUAAGCCAAAACCAUUAAUAUUUAUAAUAUAACUCAUAUAACACUAUAAAAGUAGUCGUUUUUAUAAUGCAUGUAAAAAAUAAUAAAAUAAAACAAUUAAAAGUUGAUUUAAAGUUGUUUUGUGUUGAACAGUAGGAUUGGAGGUGCGUUCAGGGACGGUGGCGCGCUCGGGUUUUUUUCUCCUUCCUAUCGUUAACGGCAGAGCCUCAAUGAUUAACAACCAUACGGUGAGUGAGACGCGGCGGUUACUGAGUGCGGGAAAAUCACGUAAACUCCACCGCCCACUUCUCAACGGAUUGUCUACAAAGGCUGCGUUUUGGCUGGUUAUCUCCAGCAGUCAUGUGAUUGUAACGUAAAACCCCUAAACCGGAAAACACCGACGGACGACCCUCUCCGCCGCCAACGAAUGCUGCGUUUACGAGGAGCGCAGUUGAGGCUGCUGCGAGCGCAGAGGACGGACGAUCCUCCGGUAACAAACAAACAACGGCGACGCCGCGACAACUCCAGGAAUUCCCGCGCAGCUCAGGUCAAAGAAUGGAGUUGGCCAACCAUGGUCUUAUCCUGCUGCAACAGCUUAACUCUCAGAGGGAGUUUGGCUUCCUGUGCGACUGCACUGUGGCUAUAGGAGAUGUCUUCUUUAAAGCCCACAAAGCCGUCCUGGCUGCCUUCUCCAACUACUUCAGAAUGCUCUUUAUCCACCAGGACAGUGACUGUGUGCGUCUCAAAGCUGCCGACAUACAGCCAGACAUCUUCAGCUACCUUCUCAACCUGAUGUACACGGGCAAGCUCGCCCCGCAGCUGAUAGACCCUGCACGGCUGGAGCAGGGAGUCCGAUUCCUGCAUGCCUAUCCGCUGUUGCAGGAGGCCAGCCAGUCUGUGUACACCCACCCCGAUCAGAGCAUCAACCUGUCCACCUCCCUCUACGGCAUCCAGAUCUCUGACCAAAAAGGGGCGCUGUCAGCCAGGGAACCCACCCGACGACAGCUGUCCUCACCCUUUGACGCGGAGCAGACCGGCUCUGAGGGCAAAGUUCCGUCCACCCCGGCAGCAUUGUCGUUCGUGAACUCGUCACCCCCCAAACAGGCCUCUUCGCCCUCUGAUCUGGGGGCUACAACCAGUGGCAUGAAGCCACUAACUGAGGAGAUGGGGAUGGACGUUCUGAAUGCAGAUGGAUCCUCUGCCGGCGCCAUCCUCCACGUGAAACCCAGCAUAAUGAAGAGAAACUCGUCCUUUAGGAAGCAUUACUCCUGUCACGUCUGCAGGAGCAGGUUCACCCAAAGGAGUCUGCUGAGAGAGCACCUCCUGCAGCACAGCCAGGCUCUGCUGCAUUCACCAGCAGAGCCCAGCAAGGUCCUGUCGCCCAUGGUGACCGGAGAGCACAGCAUGGCGGCAGAAAGCGUUAGAGAAAUCAAGCUGGGGUCGAGCGGCUCUGUCGCACAGGCAGCAGUAGAGGUCAUCAGUGACAGCGAGCAAACUCCCGUAUCGGUCACCAACUCGGACUCCCCCCAAGCAGAGGUGUCCACUUCCACCUGGGGGGUGGGGGGGUUAAACUCUCAGGCAGACACUCCGCCGCCAUCUGACAUCGCCGACAUCGACAACCUCGAGAAUGCCGACUUAGACCGGGAGGUAAAGCGGCGGAAGUACGAGUGCUCCACCUGCGGCCGGAAGUUCAUCCAGAAGAGCCACUGGCGCGAGCACAUGUACAUCCACACGGGAAAGCCCUUCAAGUGCAGCGCCUGCGGAAAGAGCUUCUGCCGUGCCAACCAGGCGGCCCGCCACGUGUGCCUGAACCAGGGGGCCGACUCCUACACCAUGGUGGACCGGCAGAGCAUGGAGCUGUGCGCGGCGGGAGACGACAGCAGCCAGAUGGAGGCGAUGUUUUUGGGUUCCACGAAGCCUUACAAGUGUAACAUUUGUGCGACCACCUUCUCUAGUCCGAGCGAGGUCAUCAAACACCUCUGCUUCGCUCAGGGUGGACUCGCGGGGCUGCAGGUUAGCACGGGGGCAAGCAUGCUGCUGCAGCGAGAAGAACUUUCCAAAGAUGAAGGGUCCGACUUGUCCAACUCUGGCACCCCGGUAGAACCAAUCAAGACUGAGGAGAUCCUCGUAGAAUAGUGCCAAUCAUUGAGUUUCUUUUCCAUUCCUUCCUGUGUGUUUUUGUUAUCUAAAUUAUGGAAAGUAUAGGUGAAGUUAGUCAGGGGUUGUUUGUUUGAGGUUCUCCCUCUUGUAUUUUAGGAUGUUUAGAAUAUUCUCGACUCUGGGAGUUUGAAGCUUUUAUUACCAUCUGGCUGAAGGGCCUUCUAAAGAGUUUCAAUCUUUGUGACGAAGCUCAGCUCAGUUUGGCGGUGUGAAAGGAAAAGGAAGUCAGAGCGGUUAGGGGAGGGGCGGCGGCUUUUCUUGGCGCGAUGUGGAGGCUGCAUUAGAUGUGUGGGGGCUAAAAGCAAAAACAAGCUUUCUGCGUCGAACGAGGCUCAGGCAAAUAGAAGCACGCGGACAAUCUCAUCUGAGUGGUCUCGUCCGUCCUCCGAUGGAGUUUUGUCCCAAGAGAAUGAAAAGUUUGAUAUAAAAUGACCAUUUCCUGUAUCUUUUUUUCAGCUGCAGAGCAGUUCAACCCGUGUUUUGUGACGUGUGCUAUGCAGGGUUAAGGUUCCUGUCUACUUCCUGUUACCCUUUUACAGCACAGCCUCCGACAGGCGGUCACACCUAACAAAAGUGGCUUGUUUUCCUGCCCCUCUGACUCCCUUUAUUGUCGAUCUUUUGUGUUCAGCAUUGUAAAACACCUCAAAGAUAGAAUUUAUUCCAUCCAGAAAAAUCCCACCCCGAAAGCAAGGCUGUCGUGCAGACUAAUAUUUUAGAUAUACACAUAUAUAUGAAUACAGUUUUCCUACAUUUUUCUGAAAUUCCUUGAUGUUUGUUUUUCAUUUUGUCUGUUGUAUUUGUAAAAUAAUUGCAUCAUCCUGAAAGAUGUAUAUGAUAGCUUCUAAAUGAGUAAAUCCUUUUAAAUUUAAAGUUUUCAAAGUUGUAGGCUCUGACUAGAUGUUGAUUCUUUCCGGCCAAAUUUAGACUUAACGCAUCCAUCCUGUGUUAAAAGGGAAUCUUUAAGGCAUCGCUGUUAAAAAACAACUAGCAAACGGUGUCUGUGGUUACAUUUGUGCAGACAGUAAUUGCCUAAUACUGUGCUCGUACUAAUAUCCCGUUCCACAUUCAUGAAAUGCUAAUUAUCAACUAUUAAAGCGGUAACAAAAACUGGAAAACCCUCGUAAGUAUUCAGAUAGUAGUUAAGAAUUUCACUCCAGAUUUAGAGUAAAUGUAAAAAAAACAGGCAGAUCCAUUUGUUUGAUUAGAAAAUAAAAUCUACAUUGAUAGAAUGUUGCUUGUACUACUGAGCACUGGAAAUGAGAUAUUUACAGACAAGUUGCAUAUAUGUGAAGUUUAAAAAGUGCUUUUAUGUUUUUACAUCUUGUAGGAAGUGCCAUACAGGGGUUGGCAAAACGAUGUAUUAAUUACUCCUGCCUUUUGUUAAGAGUGGGUGCUGAUGGGAGGUUAGUGUGAGGUGGCACUGCAAAGUUCUCAAAAGUUUACUGUUUUUUUUUUCCAGCAAUUUAUCCCUUUUUUUCUGACUGAUUUGAUGAAUUAUUAAACAGAGAUUUGUUUGUGUGUUGCUUUCUUACACUGAAAUUGCAGAAUUUAUCUUUAGAAAAAUGGUUUUUUUCUUAUAACAGCUGUAAUCACGAAAGGUGAUGUGCAUUUGUUGCAAAAGCAAAAAAGCCACACAAAAAAAACGUUUGGAAGCUGUAUUGACUUAUCGCCAUAAAACAAAAGACAGUUGAAAGGUUCAUCGUCAGUAUAUUUAAUGUUUUUGUUGCUUACAUACUAUUUUGGCUGCAGAGAUUUUAAGUUUUUUAAUAAGUUUGAGUAUUGUUUUGUUAAAAAAUUAAUUGUUUAAUGCAGUGUCCCUAGUUUGUGGCUAGGUGGAGCUGUUUUGCCUUUGUUGGCCAUUCAGUUGCUAAUUAAAUCACCUAUGAAGGCAAAUCUCUAAUACAUCCUUCAGAUUAAAGUGUUGCGAGACUUAAAUUCCACUUUUUCAACAUGACUAAAAACCUUCACAGGUUAAACAGUGUCUCAGAAAUGUAUAACUUAAAGUUAAAUGUGUUUUUAGUCAACUUGAUCUGGAUUUUCUGUGACUGAUCUGCAUUCUUAGGAAUAUUUUUGCCCACAUAAAAAUGCUUCAGCAGUGAAGAACAAACAAUAAAAAUGUGUUUUUUAAAUUA